AUGACGAUGGAGAUCAGUGCUAUUAUUGGGAGUGAAAUUCGUUCCCGCCUUCAGCAGUUUGUGGAGGAGAGGAUGCAGACCACCAUGCUGACGGGCGUAUUGAUCGGUGCCGUGGUGGCUGUGUGUCUGAUAGGAAUCUCUGUGCUUUUCUUCUACCGCAGAUAUAAACUGCUGACGGGUGUAUUGAUCGGUGCCGUGGUGGCUGUGUGUCUGAUAGGAAUCUCUGUGCUUUUCUUCUACCGCAGAUAUAAACUGGCGAAUCAACAGGCUGGUGUUCCUCGCUAUCGCUUCAGAAAAAGAGAUAAAGUGCUCUUUUACGGCAGGAAAAUCAUGAGAAAGGUCCAGACCUUGUCCUCGACACCAUCCUCCUCUUCGGUGUCUAAGCAGCGCUCUCGGAAGAGGCCCAAAGUUCUUAGUAUAGCACGCAGGAUCUUGCGGAUCAGGAAGGAGCCGCCCACUUUGCAGCCCAAAGAGCCCCCUCCCUCUCUCCUGGAGGCAGAUCUCACUGAAUUUGACGUGCAGAACUCAAACCUGCCCUCAGAGGUGCUCUACAUGCUCAAGAACGUCAGGGUACUUGGUCAUUUUGAGAAGCCUUUGUUUUUGGAGCUGUGUCGGCACAUGGUGUUUGUGGAGCUGCAGGAGGGAGAGGAGCUGUUCAAGCCAGGGGAUGAUGACGACAGCAUUUAUGUGGUUCAGGAUGGAAGGCUGGAGCUUUGCAUUCAUGAGAUUGAUGGCACAGAGCCUGUGGUGAAGGACGUUCUGCCCGGGGACAGCGUUCACAGUCUGCUCAGCAUUCUAGACAUCAUUACAGGUUAUCCUGCUCCCUAUAAGACUGUGUUUGCUCGUGCGGCGGUCAGGUCUACCAUAUUGCGUCUGCCUGCCUCAGCGUUCCAGUCAGUGUUUGAGAAAUACCCAGAGACUCUAGUGAGAGUCAUACAGAUAAUCAUGGUGCGUUUGCAGAGAGUCACUUUCCUGGCACUUCACAACUACCUGGGACUGACAACCGAGCUUUUCAAUCAGGGUUAUCCUGCUCCCUAUAAGACUGUGUUUGCUCGUGCGGCGGUCAGGUCUACCAUAUUGCGUCUGCCUGCCUCAGCGUUCCAGUCAGUGUUUGAGAAAUACCCAGAGACUCUAGUGAGAGUCAUACAGAUAAUCAUGGUGCGUUUGCAGAGAGUCACUUUCCUGGCACUUCACAACUACCUGGGACUGACAACCGAGCUUUUCAAUCAGGAGAGACAAGCAGUGCCGCUGUUCGCAGUCAACAGUGUGCUCACUGAGGGGAGUCCCAGCAGAGUCCCACGCAGAUCCCACUUACAGACACAAACAGAAGACGAGCACCUGCAGAGCUCUGGAGAGAACUUGACAGACUCGGAUGGAGGGCAAGCUGGUUCAUAUGAAAACACAUCCACAGCCACGCAGAGGUCUCGCUCGGUCUCGAUGCCUGUAGAGACCUCAGGAGUGGCAGGAAAUGACCUGAACAUGGCUUAUGAACGGGCCCGAGUCACCAUAGAUGAUACUCCAUCCAGUUCUGUCAUUCACAAGUCCAUUUUGAAGAAGAGUGUGACCAUGCAGCAUGCUCCGUCCACUGUGAUUCACUACAUAAGCAAUGCACCACACUCUGACGUUCCCCCUUGUAAAGUGGGUGCCAUUUACCAGGCCGCCAAGAAGGAUCUGCUGGGGAUUAUUCCGCUGCAGGACCCCAGUUUGCUGGAGGGCAGAGUAACACUCCAUCAAGUUAAAGCUGGAUCUGUUGUAGCUCACCAAGGAGAUCAGGAUGUAAGUGUGCAGUUUGUGAUCUCGGGCACACUGCAUGUGUACCAGCGAAUGAUUGACCGAGAGGUGGACACGUGUCUGUUUGUGGCUCACCCAGGAGAGCUGGUGGGUCAGCUGGCCGUAUUGACGGGUGAGCCACUUAUCUUCUCCGUACGGGCGCAUCGGGACUGCAGCUUCCUGUCCAUCUCGAAAACACACUUCUAUGAGAUCAUGCGAGCUGAGCCCACGGUGGUGCUGAAUGUGGCUCAUACAGUUGUAAGAAGGAUGUCAUCUUUCGUCAGGCAGAUUGAUUUUGCCCUUGACUGGAUGGCUGUGGAGGCGGGCAGAGCUGUCUACAGGCAGGGUGAUAAGUCUGACAGUACUUUUAUAGUGCUCAGCGGCCGCCUGCGUUCUGUCAUCAUGAAGGAGGAUGGGAAAAAAGAGCUGACUGGAGAGUACGGCAGAGGAGAUCUCAUUGGAGUGGUGGAGGCUCUGACCCAUCAGAACAGAGCAACUACGGUUCACGCUGUUCGGGACUCAGAACUGGCUAAACUUCCUGAGGGCGCUCUCAGUUCCAUCAAGAGAAAAUUCCCACAGGUGGUCACAAGGCUUAUUCACCUUCUUGGACAGAAGAUACUCCAGCAAGUUAAUGGACCUUUGACAGCUCGCAGUCUAGCUCUACACACACCUGGUAGUAAAUGGGACGCGGGGAACCCUGCCUCAAACCUGUCCACUGUCACUGUGCUCCCGGUAUCAGAGGAGGUUCCUCUGACUGCGUUCACCCUGGAACUUCAGCAUGCACUCUUAGCUAUUGGCCCCACUCUUCUCUUGACUAGUGACAUCAUCAAACAGCGCCUCGGCUCUGCUGCGUUAGACAGUGUGCAUGAGUACAGGUUAUCGAGUUGGCUGGGCCAGCAGGAAGACAUCCAUCGCAUAGUCCUAUAUCAGACAGAUGUGUCACUCACUCCAUGGACUCAGCGCUGCAUCAGACAGGCCGAUUGCAUCAUCAUCGUGGGACUGGGAGAGCAGGACCCAGCCGUGGGAGAGUUGGAACGUAUGUUAGAGGGGAGUGCGGUGAGAGCGCAGAAACAGCUGGUGUUGUUGCACCGCGAGGACGGCCCUCCUCCCAAAGGAACAGCCGAAUGGCUCAACAUGCGGAGCUGGAUCUCCAGGCACCUUCACCUGUCCUGCCCCCGCAGGGUCUUCUCCAAGAGGAGCCUGCCAAAAUUGAGAGAAAUGUACCAGCGUUUGUUCCAGAAACCCGCUGACCGCCACUCUGAUUUCUCACGUCUGGCCCGUGUUCUUACGGGCAACGCCAUUGCGCUGGUGCUGGGGGGCGGAGGAGCCAGGGGCUGUUCUCAGGUGGGCGUCAUUCGAGCAUUGAGUGAGGCGGGAAUCCCCAUUGAUCUGGUGGGCGGCACCUCUAUCGGUUCCAUGAUGGGUGCGCUGUACGCAGAGGACCGCAGAUACAGCAGGAUGAAGAUCAGGGCCAGAGAAUGGGCGAUGGAAAUGACAUCAGUGUUUAAGAAAAUGCUGGACUUGACCUACCCUGUCACUUCUAUGUUUUCUGGUGCUUCGUUUAACUCUAGCAUUAAUGCUGUCUUCAAGGACAAACAGAUAGAGGAUCUCUGGAUCCCAUAUUUCAACAUCACCACAGAUAUCACUGCCUCCACGAUGAGAGUGCACACUGACGGCUCCCUGUGGAGGUAUGUGCGUUCCAGCAUGUCUCUUUCUGGUUACCUGCCACCAUUGUGUGAUCCAAAAGAUGGACAUCUGCUCAUGGACGGAGGCUACAUCAACAACUUGCCAGCGGAUGUGGCACGCUCCAUGGGUGCCAAAGUGGUUAUUGCCAUCGAUGUGGGCAGCCAAGAUGAAACCAACCUCACCAACUACGGGGACGCCCUUUCUGGCUGGUGGCUGCUAUGGAAACGGCUCAACCCACUGGCUGAGAAAGUAAAAGUGUUGAACAUGACUGAGAUCCAGGCCCGGCUGGCUUAUGUGUGCUCAGUGAGACAGCUUGAAUCUGUUAAGAAUAGCGACUACUGUGAAUACCUCAGACCUCCCAUCGACAGAUACCGCACACUUGAGUUUGGCAAGUUUGAUGAGAUUAGCGAAGUGGGCUAUCAGCAUGGGAAGACGGUGUUUGAUGUGUGGUGCAGGAGUGGAGUGGUGGAAAAGAUGAUGAAGGACAGACAUCAGGAGGAAUUCCACAAAACACAGAGCAACAGUUUGGUAACCUGUCCAAAUGCUUCCUUCACUGAUCUGGCUGAGAUUGUCUCACGGAUUGAGCCAGUCAAACCAGCUCUUGUGGAUGAUGAAUCGGAGUAUCAUACAGAAUAUGAAGAGGAGAUGGCAGAGAGCGCACUGUCAGACAUUGAGCUCUACAACCAUUACAGUGAGCACACAGAGGAGGAACUGACCGCAGACACUGAUGAAGAAUUCGAGAGGUCUCAUAGGCAGCGUGUGCGUUCUGACGUGGAAAACCUAGGGCCCGUGUCCUCCAAAACACCACAGACCUCUAGCCCCAACAGUUCUCCAGCCCUCCACAAAAGAACAGCACAAGGACUAAAAUCCCUCCAUCCCGACCACUGACCCAGAUAUCAGCAUGGCAGUGAACAAACACUGGCACACCCAUGAUUUGGGGUUUGGCCUUCUGUACACAUUCCAGUCACACCAAGUACAUCCAGGCCUUGAGGAACAGGGACUGAGUACUUUAUGUAUUUACACAAGCCUUUUUCCCCUCUCAUAAAAAAAUCCAAAGAAAACAUCUAUUGCUGCAAUGGAAGUUUAAGAUGGACAUGCUGGGUAACAUUGCAUGAGGUUGAAAUAAUACCUGGCCUUGCAUGUGAGCAGUAACUCAAGACUAUCCCAGAGUGUCUGUGAAGUUUCAUGCUGACUAUGAGCUCUUUUGAUUGCCAAGCGUCGUCUUCACUCCGUCUUGAAUUACUGGUUAAUCAAUAGAGUAGGAAAUUCCACAAUUAAGACAAUCAGCUACAACUUUCUUUACAAACAGUUAGAUUGGAUUGCAUGUUCGGCUGAUUAUUUCUUCUGUAAAUGAAAGUAGCAGAAAAGAGCGAAAUAAUGAUUUAGAGUUAAAAAAAAGAAAGUGAUAUUGAAUGUAGAGUUCUCUGUUUAUAAGCUCAGAUGACCAUUGUUGACUUUUUGUUUCAUUUAAACCUCUCAAAGACUGUUUGGCAAGUUGAUUUUGGCUGUUUCACACAGGUCAGUAACUCCUAGCUCAGGGGUACAUAAUCUAUGGACAGUUGAGUGAUCGAUUUAAACUAACCAGCAUCGUAUAUCACACCGAAUGUGUCUGAUGAGUUAAUCAUGCCUCUAGCUGCAUGUGAUCAAACAAUGCAACUCACAAAAGCAAGCCUAUCAAUGCAAUACUUUUUAUAUUUCUUGUUUUUGUUGUGAAAAUCACUGUAUGAUACCUGUAGUGCCUUUUAAUCUUAGUACUAGCCAUA
Molecule: messenger RNA, 5219 nt
Organism: Sinocyclocheilus grahami
Lineage: Eukaryota; Metazoa; Chordata; Actinopteri; Cypriniformes; Cyprinidae
Product: patatin-like phospholipase domain-containing protein 7
Exons: 38
Coding region: 1-4344 (1447 amino acids)
Biological process (GO): lipid metabolic process
Cellular component (GO): endoplasmic reticulum
Molecular function (GO): phosphatidylcholine lysophospholipase A1 activity
Source: RefSeq, a predicted model, not a curated record